Sphenostylis stenocarpa is the source of this 1593-nucleotide messenger RNA. NCBI's taxonomy places the organism in Eukaryota, Viridiplantae, Streptophyta, Magnoliopsida, Fabales, Fabaceae. The record is from the annotation of a GenBank genome assembly.
AUGGCUUCCUCCGUCCUUGCUAACCGGAACGAACCUAAUUGGCCACAGCAUAGAGGCGGUGGAGCUGGAUUCAUGGGAAAAGUACCUUUCUCUAACCCUAACCCUAAUUCUAAUCCUAAAUUAGCGAAUAGCAAGAGGACCCAAUCGGCGUCCGACGAUGCUUCCUCUAUCAACAGGCGAUCGAACGACGCCGCAGUAAGUCACUCUCAAUACGUCUGCUUCAGCAUCUCUUCGUGCUCGAAGAAAGAGCUCAACGACAUCAAGAAUCGCCUUGUGUCGGAGCUUGAGCAGGUUCGCAAGUGCAGAAAUCGAAUCGAGUCUGGCGAGUUACAUCCUGGACAGAGUUCCAACGGCCACCCGAAGAAACCGUCUAGCAAAAAGGUUUCAGGCAACAAGCGACCCUUACCCUUGAAUUCUGUCAAGGAAUUGAAACGGUCGCAUUCGGAAGUUGGGAACAUGAUGAAGGGUUGCUCGCAGAUUUUGCAGAAGCUGAUGAAACACAAACAUGGGUGGAUCUUCAAUGUUCCGGUUGAUGUUGUAGGAAUGGGUCUCCACGAUUACUACGAUAUAAUUAAGCAACCCAUGGAUCUGGGUACUGUGAAGUCGAAUCUCUCUAAGAAUGCGUACGCAACGCCUUCGGAUUUCGCCUCUGAUGUGAGAUUAACUUUCAACAAUGCUCUGACUUAUAACCCUAAGGGUCACGAUGUGUACAACAUGGCGGAGCAGCUUCUUGCGAGGUUUGAAGAGCUGUACCGGCCGUUGCGCGACAAAUCUGAAGGUUGGAUCAGACAAGAUCAAGAUUACGACGAGGAAUUGCAGGCUAGUUCCUGGAGCCAUGUUGAGCCGGAGAGGGUGAAGAAGAAGGAGAAUCCGAUCCCUCCUGCGAAAUUGCAACAAGAGCCUCCGGCCCCCCCAGCAAGUUCAUCAAACCCUCCAUUGCUGCAGUCUCCUGUACGAACACCAUCCCCAAUGCGAGCCCCUCCUGUGAAGCCUUUGAAACAACCGAAGCCGAAGGCUAAGGAUCCCAACAAGAGGGAGAUGAGUCUAGAGGAGAAACACAAGUUGGGGUUAGGAUUGCAGAGUUUACCAGCAGAAAAAAUGGAGCAGGUGGUUCAGAUUAUAAGGAGGAGGAACGGGCAUUUGAAGCAGGAUGGGGAUGAGAUCGAGUUAGAUAUUGAGGCUGUUGACACAGAGACCCUUUGGGAACUUGAUCGGUUGGUGACUAAUUAUAAGAAGAUGGUUAGCAAGAUCAAGAGGCAGGCAUUGAUGGGUAACAUUAACAACAACAAUGUUCAGUCUAGCAAAGGGAAUGGGGAAUUGGCUGCUAGUGAGAAGGUUGAUGGGGGACCAGUUGAGGUGAAGAAGCCAAAGAAAGUAGAAGCAGGUGAUGAGGAUAUUGACAUUGGAGACGAGAUGCCAAUGAGUAUGUUCCCCCCCGUAGAGAUUGAGAAGGAUAAAGAUGUUGGUGGAGGGCAUGCAAGUAGUAGUUCUAGUAGCUCUGGCAGUUCAAGCAGUGAUUCCUCAUCGUCUAGUGAUUCGGAUUCAGGGAGUUCCUCGGGGAGCGAUUCUGAAGCAGACAAUGGACAUUUGUAG